Molecule: messenger RNA, 633 nt
Organism: Humulus lupulus (European hop)
Lineage: Eukaryota; Viridiplantae; Streptophyta; Magnoliopsida; Rosales; Cannabaceae
Exons: 2
Coding region: 1-633 (210 amino acids)
Source: RefSeq, a predicted model, not a curated record
AUGCCCCCACUCCGGCAAACCCCAUCUUCCUCUCCUCUUCGUCUCACUCCUUCACUUCCAAGCUUCUCCUUCUUCUCACCCUUCUCCCUCUCACUCUCGCUGCCUUGGCCUUCGUCCUCCAAUGGCGUGGUGGGGUCACCGAUCCCACCACCCGUUGGGCCCCACCUGGCUCUGAGAAGCUGUUUCCCGGCAUGGAAGCCUCUCCCAUCUCCGCUGUCUCCCACUCAGCUCACUCCGAUUGCCUCAAGCUUGGCCGUAGUUCCUCACCCUCUUUUCCGUACAGCCACGAUUGGAAGUUUGAAUGUAACCUCACUCGCUCUCACUCUCUCCACGCACAGCUCCAACCCCUUUGCUCUCCGACCCACUCACACUCCCACAACCGCUUCAUUCAACUCUUCUCGCUUGCCCAAUUCGGCGGCGCUUACAUUCUCCGGUGACCCAUUGAAAAACAGAGCUAGAGCUAGAGGCCUGAGUGUGGUCACGCGUGCAGGUCCCAGCACCGGAAGCUUUGUACUUGCCUUCUUUUUGCCCUUAUCUCUCAUUCUCGUCACUGUCUUUGCCUCAAUCAGAAUCUCCGAUAAGCUCGAUAGAGACUAUCUCGAAGAGUUCUCCUUUACCUUCUGUGAAUUCUAG